UGUAAUCAAUCCUCUGAUCAGCCCGUGAACGUGUGUCCUGGCUGUCUACGCUGUCCUGCGUGUUCGCUCCCUCUGCGCGUGGACCGUAGGGGUUUGCCCGUAGGUGUGUUUUCUUUCUUCAUUAAAAGUGCGAGAAGAGGUGAAGGAAAGAGCAGGGGCAUGGGGGAAAGAUUUGUGGUGGUCCCGGUUGACGGAAGAGUCGGGGUCGCCGGGGAAGGGGAGCACUCGGACGCGGUUGUAGCUGACCCGGCUCCGGACCCCGGUGGCAGCAGCAGCAGCAGCGCUGGCACGGUGGAGGGAAAAGAGGCUGGGGAGGACUCUGUGUUCGAGCUUCAGGACCCCAACGCUGUAGUGCCAAUCCUGGAGUACAACAGAGAGCCAAACAAAUACGGUGAUGGCGUCCCAAAGGAAAACAGUCCCUUUAUCAACAACACAGACAAUGACAAAGGCAACAGCUAUGAUGGCACCAACAUGGCCCUUUUCGAGGAGGAGAUGGACAGCAACCCCAUGGUGUCAUCUCUCCUCAACAAACUGGCAAACUACACCAACCUCACCCAAGGGGCCCAGGAACACGAGGAGGCUGACGAUGACGAGGGGCCAAAGAAGAAAGCUGUUAAGAGCCCUCAGAUGGGGACCUUCAUGGGUGUCUACCUCCCCUGCCUCCAGAAUAUUUUGGGGGUCAUCCUGUUUCUGCGACUUACCUGGAUCGUCGGCACCGCUGGCAUCCUGGAAUCCCUGGCUAUUGUCGUCUUGUGCUGCUCCUGCACCAUGCUGACAGCUAUUUCCAUGAGUGCUAUUGCAACUAAUGGUGUUGUGCCAGCCGGAGGCUCGUACUACAUGAUCUCCAGAUCUCUGGGCCCUGAGUUUGGUGGAGCUGUAGGUCUCUGCUUCUACUUGGGCACAACCUUUGCAGGCUCCAUGUACAUCCUGGGUACAAUAGAGAUUCUCCUGACUUACAUCGUGCCUAAAGCAGCCAUCUUUGUGGCAACGAAAAAGGAGGAUGAGGUGGAUGCCCUGCUUAAUAACAUGCGUGUUUAUGGCACAUGUUGCCUAGUACUGAUGUCCUUAGUAGUUUUUGUAGGAGUGAAAUAUGUCAACAAGCUCGCUCUAGUCUUCCUGGCCUGUGUCAUUCUGUCCAUCCUCGCCAUCUACGCUGGAGUCAUCAAGACCAUCUUUGAGCCACCAGACUUUCCUGUUUGCAUGUUGGGAAAUCGCACUCUGCAGAAUCACAACUUCGACAGUUGUCUGAAGACAGAGAUCAUAGACAAUGUGACGGUCACGACCAAGCUGUGGGAGUUGUUCUGUAACGGACCCGACCUCAACGCCACCUGCAACGACUACUUCACCAACAACAAUGUCACCUUGAUACAGGGCAUACCCGGACUGAAGAGCGGAGUCAUUACAGAUAACAUGUGGUCAGAUUACGGCCCUCUGGGUAUGAAGGUAGAGACUAAGGACUUGGAAUCUAUUUCAGGAGGUGACACCUCCCGGGACAUCUACAUGCCGUAUGUAGUCAAUGACAUCACUUCCUUCUUCACACUGCUGGUCGGCAUUUACUUUCCAUCUGUCACUGGUAUCAUGGCGGGUUCAAACCGGUCAGGAGACUUGCGGGAUGCCCAGAAGUCCAUCCCCAUUGGGACCAUCCUGGCUAUCGCUACCACCUCCUUCAUCUACGUCACCUGUGUCGUGCUCUUCGGUGCCUCCAUUGAGGGAGUUCUGCUUCGAGACAAAUUUGGCGACUCUGUGAAAGGGAACCUCGUCAUUGGCACCUUAUCAUGGCCCUCGCCCUGGGUUAUUGUGAUUGGCUCCUUCUUCUCCUGCUGCGGGGCGGGGCUACAGAGUCUGACGGGCGCCCCUCGGCUCCUGCAGGCCAUAGCACGAGAUGGCAUCGUACCUUUCUUACAGGUGUUCGGUCAUGGGAAAGCCAACGGAGAGCCGACCUGGGCUCUGCUGCUGACUGGUGGGAUCUGUGAGAUCGGCAUCCUCAUCGCCUCCCUGGAUGCUGUGGCACCAAUUCUCUCCAUGUUCUUCCUCAUGUGUUACUUGUUUGUCAACCUGGCCUGUGCAGUUCAGACGCUGCUGCGGACGCCAAACUGGAGACCACGCUUCAAAUACUAUCACUGGGCUUUAUCCUUUUUGGGAAUGAGCUUGUGUCUUGCUCUCAUGUUCAUCUCCUCUUGGUAUUACGCUAUUGUGGCCAUGGUUAUCGCAGGCUGCAUCUACAAAUACAUCGAGUACAGAGGGGCAGAGAAGGAGUGGGGAGAUGGCAUCCGAGGCCUGUCUCUAAAUGCAGCACGCUACGCCCUGAUUCGUCUAGAGGAGGCUCCACCACACACAAAGAACUGGAGGCCUCAGUUGUUGGUCCUCCUGAAUGUGGACUCUGAUCAAGGGGUCAAACACCCUCGUCUGCUGUCUUUCACCACUCAGCUAAAAGCAGGAAAAGGCCUGACGAUAGUGGGAAAUGUCCUCGAGGGAACCUAUCUCACCAAAGACGCAGAAGCCAAGAAGGCUGAGCAGAACAUCAAGUCGGCCAUGUCAGCAGAGCGAACCAAAGGUUUCUGCCACGUGGUGGUGUCUUCAAAUCUCAGAGACGGCUUCUCCCACCUCAUCCAGUCUGCAGGGCUGGGAGGCAUGAAGCACAACUCAGUCCUGAUGGCCUGGCCUGGGACUUGGAGGCAAUCCAAUGACCCUCAGUCAUGGAAGAAUUUCAUAGAGACCGUGCGGGAGACCACAGCCGCCCAUCAGGCCUUGCUUGUGGCGAAGAACGUGGACAGUUUCCCCACCAACCAGGACCGCCUCGGUGAGGGAACCAUUGACGUGUGGUGGGUGGUUCACGAUGGAGGCCUGCUGAUGCUGCUGCCCUUCCUUCUGCGACAGCACAAGGUUUGGAGGAAGUGCAAGAUGCGUAUCUUCACCGUGGCCCAGAUGGAUGACAACAGCAUCCAGAUGAAGAAAGACCUCCAGAUGUUCCUCUACCACCUGCGGCUGGAUGCAGAAGUGGAAGUAGUGGAGAUGCACGAUAAUGACAUCUCAGCCUUCACCUAUGAGAAGACGCUGGUGAUGGAGCAGAGGUCUCAGAUGCUGAAACAGAUGCAGCUCUCCAGGACUGAAAGAGAGAGAGAGAUUCAGAGUAUCACUGAUGAGUCGCGUAGCUCGAUCCGGAGGAAGAACCAGGAAGCUGCCGAGGGCACCAACCUCAGCCGGCAGCCCUCACAGUUGGGGGACACUCAGGAGGACGAGGCCCAGCUCAUCCAUGACAGAAACACAGCCUCUCAUGCCAUCAAUGACAAAGCUGAAACGGGGCCCGAUCGGGUUCACAUGACCUGGACCAAGGAAAAGCUCUUCAUGGAGCGUAAUCGUAAUCGCGAGUGCAAUGCCAACGUGGCUGCACGCGACUUAUUUAACAUGAAACCAGAGUGGGAGAGUCUGAACCAGUCUAACGUUCGUCGGAUGCACACAGCUAUCAAACUGAACGAGGUGGUGGUGAACAAGUCGCAGGGAGCUCACCUGGUUCUGCUCAACAUGCCAGGACCGCCCAAGAACAGAGGAGGAGAUGAGAACUACAUGGAGUUCCUGGAGGUUCUCCUCGAAGGUCUCAAUCGGGUCCUCCUGGUGCGAGGCGGUGGACGUGAAGUCAUCACCAUCUAUUCUUAAACAAACAAACAAACAAACAAAUUCUCACGCCCCACCCUGCACUCAUGGACUGUUGCCAUGGAUCCUGGUCACCGGGCAUUUUUUCUUGAAGAAGCCUGUUUUUGGGGUUUUUAUGACGGGCGGGGAUUGUUGGAAGGCGGGACCACAUGCGAUUGACAGAUGGUCUUAAGGACCUCAGGAUGAAGGGAACGGUUAGCAUUGAACGAGUUGACAGGCUGAGGGUACGAGCACAGUGUGUGUCCACGCUGGGCCACCGUACCCCCUGCACGUGGAAGAUAGAGCAUAGAGACACUUUAUAUUGUUCAUUUACAAAUGUUCUGUUCUGUUACAUUUCAUAUUCUUUCCCUCUUGUGUCGAUGUUGUCACGUUACUGACGCUCACUGUGUAAUGAUCAGCAAAGAAGUGAACUUGUGCUGUUGAUUUGAACCUCGUAGUCAUAUCAUGUUAUCUGAUGUUUUCACACAGAUUUGGGGAUCUCUGGUUUGGAUCACCAUUUAUACUUUAAGCUUUCAUUUACAAAUAACUUCUUAGAAACUGGUUUCAGUCCAAACUACAGAAAAGGCCAACAGUUUGUUAAGCAGCAGCUAAUUCAUCCUGGUUAGUUUGUAGGGUCUGUGUGCAGCUGAAAGGCCUCCAUAAAGCAGCAUUUUGUCGUUCUAACGUUCUGUCGUUGUUCGCCUUUUCAGUGAUUUAGUGAAGGACCACUCGGGUUGAUGCUGAAGGUGCACCACAUGUUGGAAAACCUUCCUCUUUGUUUGCGGGAACAUUUCAGAUAUCGGGUACUGAUACUUACUGAUUAUUGUCGGUCUUCAUUUCUCAUGUCAGAGAACUCUGAUGUUUUCAUAGGAAAAAUAGCCAUAGCUAAUAUUCUAGGACUCUUUAUAAGCUCUGCAGAAAGACAUCUUAAAUGCACAUGUAUACAUAUUAAUGGUGUGUGAAGUAGUGCUCAGUUGGGAAUAGAUUUCUUGAACCCAAGCGCUGUGUGACAGCGUGCGGCAGGUUGAUCAGGACAUGGAUUGACUUAUCGCACAUUAAAUCUUUGCCUUCAGAAUUGUUGGCAUCUAACAGAGUAAACUUUGUGAAGCACAAACUGACUCAUAUGUUAGAGUACAUCUCAUAUGAACGUAGUUACAGCACUGUCGACUUUGCACUACCGAUCUCUCAGCACUUAAUUUGUUGCUCGCCUACAGUGACACUACCCACAGGUCAAUCCACUACUUUCUUCUUCACAAGCGGAGUCAGAUACUGAUUAAUGAGCUCAUUAAAAAGGUGCAGACAGGAAGUCAUUUCUAAAUAUUGAACACUCAUGUUUCAGUGUUGCUUUUAUAUUAUUUUAGCAGGCAGGAUCUUUAGACUUUGAGUCCCAGACUGAGUAAAUGUAAUGAGCAUAUGUAGGCGAAAAAGUGCCAAAAUCAAAGAAACUGUGGAAGUAUUGCUAAUGCGUCUUAAAGCAUGGUCAUACAGUCCCUUCUGCUUUUAAGAGCGAUAAUCUUUAAUCCGUUUAAAUCCAAACAAAAGCACAUGAUUGUUUUAGUUUUUUUAAUCUUGGAGCUCCUCCACAUGGUUGGGAUCAUUUUCAUUUUUGGAUAUGAAUAUCUAAAUGAAACCAGUGCAAUUUCAAGGGCAUUUCAAAGCAUCUAACACAGGCUAUAUGCUGCAAACAGAAUGACUCUGUAAGGGGAAAGAAGGACACGCCCCUUUUUUCUUGUGUACCUCCACAGUUUCUUUUCAGAUUAGCUGUGCAGUAUUUUAUAUAGCAGAAAGUCUGAUUCUCCUGCACUUCUUUGCAGGAGAAUGAGACCUUCUGAUCAUCAGUUAUGCAACAUCUGUUUUUUGUUGUGUAUUGUUCAGUUGUUGAUGUAUGCCUAUGUUACUAUGUAGUUAUGGUCUGUGUAGUGUUUGUUACAUUGUAAUUGAUCUUCUGUUACUUUUAAGUGUUAAUUCUCAGUGUGAUUUGUGUGGAAGGAGGCAGAGAGAGGCGGUAUGUGAGACGCAACAGCACCUGUCCAGUUUUGUGUUUUUGUACCAACACAUCAGAAACAGCAUGUACAACACACAGGACUGAAACCCCCUCAGGAGACCGUGCUACCCUGGACGGAGAGCGUAAGACUAGACUGACGGAGCCGGGGUACUAAGAAAAGAAAUGGUUUAAAUAACUCUGUCAAUAUAUGAAGUUCAAACUAUUUCAGUUAUUAAGUUUUAUAUUGUAGCCACCAAAGAGAAAGCAGAAUUCUGUAUAAAUAAAGAAAGACAUUUAAAUGGCCUAGUUUUACAGAGUUUGAAACAUUGAAAAUUUUAAAGAUAAAAUAUUAAAGAGCUUUUUUUUGAUUGUUUUAAUUUGGUUACUGAGCUAAAUAGCAGUAGCUGGAAAACAUUGAUUACAUGAAACUCAAAAGACAAGAUGCUGAAUAAAAAGACAUGUUUCUGGAGGUAAGGAGUCAGCAAUGUGUGUUUAACAUCUCUAAUGUUGGAGUGACUGGAGAAAGUUAUCUACCUCAAGGAGUCACUGAGGCUCAGCUGAAGAAAUAAAAGCUUGUUCAAUCACA
Molecule: messenger RNA, 6200 nt
Organism: Notolabrus celidotus (New Zealand spotty)
Lineage: Eukaryota; Metazoa; Chordata; Actinopteri; Labriformes; Labridae
Gene: slc12a7b
Product: solute carrier family 12 member 7b
Exons: 26
Coding region: 160-3654 (1164 amino acids)
Biological process (GO): potassium ion homeostasis; chemical synaptic transmission; chloride transmembrane transport
Cellular component (GO): membrane
Molecular function (GO): potassium:chloride symporter activity
Source: RefSeq, a predicted model, not a curated record